Molecule: messenger RNA, 1957 nt
Organism: Xyrauchen texanus (razorback sucker)
Lineage: Eukaryota; Metazoa; Chordata; Actinopteri; Cypriniformes; Catostomidae
Product: mitogen-activated protein kinase 12-like
Exons: 12
Coding region: 301-1392 (363 amino acids)
Biological process (GO): protein phosphorylation; intracellular signal transduction
Cellular component (GO): nucleus; cytoplasm
Molecular function (GO): MAP kinase activity; ATP binding
Source: RefSeq, a predicted model, not a curated record
CUUAAUUUGACGUGUGUAACAUUUAGGAAUUUAAAUGGCAUGUUAAAAUUAGAGCCAUAUUAGAUUUUUAGCCACUAUAUAGGCACAGGCAUAAAAAGGUUACUUUACUAUGCGCAUGUAACGUGUUUGGACCAGUGCGUUAUUGUGGAAACUGUGAACCGCCCACUAUUCUGCCUGCCGCUCUCCAAGUUGCGCUUUCUUUGCGCUCCUCUGGUGCGCUUUAAAUUACCGGAUAAAUAAUGAGAACGUGAAAGCGAUAUUUUGGUAUUUUGAAGACAGACUUUCAAACAAACUCUCAGGAUGUCACUUCGGACCAGGACGGGAUUUUAUCGCCAGGAGAUAAACAGAACCGUUUGGGACGUGCCGGCGAGAUACAACGAUCUCAUCCAAAUAGGAACCGGAGCGUACGGAACGGUUUGUUCAGCCAUUGACCGCAAGACAGGAGUGCGUGUGGCCAUCAAAAAGCUCCACAGGCCAUUCCAGUCCAGACUGUUCGCCAAACGGGCUUACAGAGAACUACGACUGCUCAAGCAUAUGAAACAUGAGAAUGUUAUUGGGCUACUGGACGUCUUUACCUCGGAAAUCUUGUUGGACAGAUUUCAGGACUUUUACCUGGUGAUGCCAUUUAUGGGAACUGAUCUGGGGAAAUUGAUGAAGAUGGAGAGACUUUCAGAAGACAGGGUGCAGUUUCUGGUCUAUCAGAUAUUGAGAGGACUGAAGUAUAUUCAUUCAGCCGGGAUCAUUCACAGGGAUCUAAAACCAGGAAAUCUGGCAGUGAACCAGGACUGUGAGCUAAAGAUCCUUGACUUUGGACUUGCACGUCAGGCAGAUUCAGAAAUGACAGGUUAUGUGGUGACUCGCUGGUACAGAGCACCAGAAGUGAUCCUCAACUGGAUGCACUACUCACAAACAGUUGAUAUCUGGUCAGUGGGUUGCAUCAUGGCGGAGAUGUUGCUUGGAAGGCCACUUUUUAAAGGAAAUGACCACCUGGACCAGCUAAGAGAGAUCAUGAAAAUCACAGGAACACCAGCGCCGGAUUUCAUUGUGAAGCUACAAAGCCAAGACGCCAAAAACUACCUCAGAGGUCUACCUAAAGUACCAAAAAAGGACUUAAAAAUUAUUUUCUUUAAAGCCAGCACAGAGGUAAGUGCUCUAGAGCGAAUGCUGGUUCUGGAUCCAGAGAAACGGGCAAGUGCUGCCGAAGCCCUUGAGCUCCCUCUGUUUACAGAGUUCAGAGAACCAGAGGAGGAGACAGAGGCCCUGCCAUACGACCAUUCCAUGGAUAACACAGAAAUGCCUCUGGAGCAGUGGAAACGUCACACUUUUACAGAGAUCUUGGCAUUCCAGCCACCCAUCACUGAGAUCAGAGACUCCAAAGAAACAUCUCUCUGAGUGGACACAUAAAAAGACACACAAGAAUUUACUUGCUGUAAAACUAAGACCCAUGUGUGUGUGUGUGUGUGUGUGUGUGUGUGUGUGUGAGAGAGAGAGAGAGAGAGAGAGAGAGAAGUUCACUUUUUUUAAGUGAUUUAAAUAUGCAUACAAAAAAUAGAGCCCAAAACACACACCAACAAUUAUUAUUUGUAUGCUAGUCUUAAAGUGCUUUAAAUGGGCCAGUAGACCUAUGUUUGUAUUUAAUUCACUGAGAAGUUCUUCACUUGUAAUAAUACUGCAAUAGAUUGUAUAGAAUCAUGACAUGUUUAGCAUGUUUAACAUGUUUUUAUUAAUGAAUAAAAACAUUUUGAUGAGUGUCUCAUUGUUUAUUAUAAUUGUAAUAUUUUACCUUUGGGUUGCUUGACCUCUUGCAAAAUUCUUCUGUGAACAGCCAUUACAUUUAUUUGACCACACUUUUCUAUGAUCUCUCAAGAUAAACAUAGUCCAAAUAAAUAUCAAAUCAUGUCAAGGCCACUAAUAAAGUUGAGCCCGUGUUAAAAAAUGUGAUAUAAAUAAAGAUGAA